GUUCAUUAGCCCGGGCUCGAAUACGGUGUGGUAGUUGUUCCGACUAACGAGUGAGAUUAUCGCCGAUUAUCGGGAAGAAGCUGAAUUGCAACGCACUGUUUGGAGGAAAUUAGCGCUAAAGUCGCGCUUCCGAUCCAGACCUAAGGAGACAACGACAACGUCUAUGAAGAUGAAUUCCACCGCAGCCUCCAUCCUGCUGGCCCUGGCUGUGGCAAUCCUCUGCCUGGCGCAUGUGAUAGAUUGUGGCGUUGUGGAUAGGGAGCCACGUGCCUACAAGCAGUACAGCAACGAACCUCCCCCAGCAAAGCGACCGUUCUGCAAUGCAUUCACCGGAUGUGGCAAGAAACGAUCCAGCGUAGUUCCCGUCACGCCAGUAAGCAUGAUUAGACACGCGCUCACGUCCGAACAGAACCGGCUCAAGGUUACGGAAGGAUUCGACCCCAACGAGGACUCGUUGGCCAACCUGAUCGAUCUGAACACGGAACCCGCCGUCGAGGACCUCAUGAGGCAAAUCAUGUCCGAAGCAAAACUGUGGGAAGCCAUCCAGGAAGCCAACCGAGAGAUCUUUCUGCAGAAACAGAACCACAAGUCGGGCGGAGAUGAGGUCCCGAUCUCGUUCAGCACGCAGUAAACAAUCGUUUCCCGAUAUUAGAUUUAUUAUUCCGUUUGGGUAGUCACAUGCGUGACAAUUAAUAUUACAUUCCUUUGAUUGGAACUAGCUUGAAAUACGACGAUGGGAAACGGUUGCUGUCCUAAAAAAUCAUCCUUGCUCCAAUGAAAAUCCUGUUGCCAAAGAUUACCGCUACCUACUAUUUAUAAUAAUGUGUCUAUUUUUCGCUUUAGAAUCGUGGAACAUUUUUAACAUUAAGAUUUCUCUGUAAAUAGUGCUCUGAUGAAAAACGAAGUUUCAUAAAUUUCCAAUUGUCAUUCACUUGAGAUUGUUGCAAUAAAAUUUGAAUAUUAACAGUGUAAAA
Messenger RNA from Armigeres subalbatus, 974 nucleotides. RefSeq names its product cardioactive peptide (gene CCAP). The transcript is spliced from 3 exons. Lineage: Eukaryota; Metazoa; Arthropoda; Insecta; Diptera; Culicidae. The record is from RefSeq and is a predicted model, not a curated record. The coding region runs from base 164 to 631 and encodes 155 amino acids.